AUGGAAAGAAAAGACCCACCCAGAAGCAGCCCCAGAAGGCUAUUGGCUAAACUUGGCAAAGUUAUGGAGAGGAAACAAAUGGCUCAUCACUUCAACAUGGCGGCUACUGAUUCAGAUAAGGACUCCGGAUUUUCAGAUGGAAGCUCAGAGUGCUUAAGCUCUGCAGAGCAAAUGGACUCCGAGGAUAUGCUGAACACCCUAAGCUGGCAUGGCGAAGAUGGGCCUCGUCAGAACUCCACAAUAGCAAGUAAUUCCUUUCCUGCUCUGUCUCCCAUGGUUGUCAUGAAGAAUGUGUUGGUCAAACAGGGCAGAAAUUCAUCCCAUCUCCAGUCUUGGACUGUCCAGCCCUCUUUUGAAGUGAUUUCAGCUCAGCCACAGCUAGUAUUCCUUCAUCCAUCUGUGCCACCUCCUGUUAGUCCACACCCAGCUGGUGAGAAGAAAAAUGACUCCAGGAACUACUUGCCAAUUCUAAACUCUUACACCAAAAUAGCUCCACAUCCAGGCAAGAGGGCCCUUGCCCUCAACCCAGAGGAGAGAGGAGAAACUGGUGUGCAGAAACGGGUCUGUACAGAGAGACACAGGACAAGCUUGUCUUCCACUGGGCUAACCAAGACUAGCAUUUUGUCAUCGAAUCCUUCUACUCCAAUGCCACCCAGCACAAAACUUGCUCAGGAUUCAGUUCAGCAGAGUUUGAGCUCUUUGGUGGCAAGUAGAAGUUUACAGACUGUUCCUGAUAGUCAAGCAGUGUCCAGUAGCACUAUGGCUAAAGCCCCAAAUUUAACCUUUGUUUCCCCUGCUAGCCCCCUUGGUUCAUCCGAUAGCACUUUGCAUGGGUUAGAGAGUCCCAUGCCACUUUCGACGUUAUUAGCUCCUUACAGCCCACCUGGAGCAGGAGACCAGCUCUGCCACUCUCCAGAAACCUUCCUAGAGCAACGGCAGAGCAAGCAUAGGCGCUUCCGGAACACCUUGGUGAUCUUGCACAGAUCUGGAUUGUUAGAGAUUACUUUGAAAACCAAGGACUUGAUUCGUCAGAACCAGGCAACUCAAGUUGAACUGGAUCGUCUGAAAGAGCAAACCCAGCUCUUGAUGGAGGCCACCAAGGGCAAUGCUCCUCAGGCUUGGGCCAAAUUACAAGCGUCUUUAACAUCUGUGUCCAAUCCAACUGGAAGUCACUUUGAGACUUUAUCUGCUCAUACAAACAUAUAGUAUAAGAAGCAUAUUUUACCAUCAUAUUUGAGUGAUUCUAAUACUUCUUACUGAUAUUUGCUUCUGUCCCCCAUAGCUUCUAGAGAAGCCUUAUCUUUGUUUAAUAGUUUCAGAACAUGGUUAAAGGCUCACUUGUGUGAAUAACCUACCAUUAAUUGGCUCUUGUUGCUAACCUGUGCACUAUGCCCAUAUUAUGUCAU
Gracilinanus agilis (Agile Gracile Mouse Opossum) is the source of this 1406-nucleotide messenger RNA. RefSeq names its product CLOCK interacting pacemaker (gene CIPC). The transcript has 3 exons. The record is from RefSeq and is a predicted model, not a curated record. Bases 1 to 1206 code for a protein of 401 amino acids. NCBI's taxonomy places the organism in Eukaryota, Metazoa, Chordata, Mammalia, Didelphimorphia, Didelphidae. Gene Ontology annotation, cellular component: nucleus. Gene Ontology annotation, biological process: negative regulation of DNA-templated transcription; negative regulation of circadian rhythm.